CAGUUUGAAGUUGAAGCAUGGCUGAAGUUUGAUGGCAAUUCGAUUUUUUUUUUCUUUUCUAGUUUCCUGGAUUUUGAAGCAACUACUUGUGAUAUUGGCACUUUGAAUACGAAAUCUUCUCAGUUUUCUUACAAACCAAAAUUGCCAAACUUAAACAUACAGAACUACACUGAUAUGAAAAAAAAAAUUGUAGCGUGGCACAUGGCGCUAACCUUGAUUGCCGAGUAUUAAGGCAGAGUAAAUCUGUCUGGGGUGCAAGACUUAAAACCACGUCAUUGAUAAAGUAUCAGAAUACUGUUGAAAGGAUCACAUUGAAAAUUACUUUGGACAAAUCCUAUUCUAAUUCCUUUUGUUGCUUCGGUGCCAUCAGAGAUUGUCGUUGUGGUUUAUUGUUGACGAGCAGACCCAAAGAUGGCGAUUCACAAUGUUUAUAUUGAUCGCGGAAACCAACAUUGCAAAGCGUCAACUCCAGAACCCGUGCCAUAUUCCCGGCAUUGUACAUCAUUAGAUUUAUAAACCGCUGUUCGAUUAAAAAAUGCAAUGGCUGGAAAAACUUGAUCGAUGCUAUGCAUUUUUUAUGCUUGACUGGUAUCUAUAACUUAUGAGCUUAAAAGCGGUCGUCGUCGGAGCUAUCUUUCCCCUAUUUGUAUUUUUGUUCCUGUCUUUUUUAAUCAGUUUUAUUAGUCAACAACUAAUUUCAAAUAGUAAUCAUUUUAUGUAUUCGACUUCCAAGGUCCUACACUGCCGUCAGAAUUGUGAUAAUUACAGAUGCAAGACAACAGUUUCGUCUGCUCGAGGACCUUUGUUUUCUUGUUGAUUCAAUCAGGUGUUACCAACAGGCGAUCGAUACUCUAUCGUACAUUGUCGAUAGUCUGUUAAUUCCUGGAUAACGCAUGUGCCCAUCUCUUCGUCGACGAGAUGAUUUAAAAACAAGUAUUCGGGCUAUAGGAGAUUCGGAUAGCACAUCAGACAGCGGAAAGAAACCUGCACAAACGGUAUCUAUUAAAAAGUAAUAAUCUGGUAGAUUACUGCGUCAGGGAAGCAAUACGUCAGAGUUGGAGCUCAAGACGUCAUCGUUUCCGGCUCACCGAUGAGGUUUUACGACCACGGUGUUCCUUCGUCCCUAGAAACCCAUGACAUCAUCAGUGUAGGAGGUGAAGAUUUACUGCUAUCCCAUUGGUCCGUCUGCAUUCUCAUCUUUCUAUUGGACGGCGCAGUUUACUGCGUCAUCAUUGACGUCACGGAUGGCUACGCCUCCAAAGUAUAUACAUGCACGUGCAUUCUGGGCGGUAAAGCAGUCGCCAUUCAGCUGUAGCCAGUCGAUGUGCAGCUUUGCAAAUCUGAGGGCUUCGUUGCUGUGUUAUUUUUCUGACUUGAACACUCACCUGGUGAACAAGUCAUCUUAGAACUGGCACUAAAACCUCAAAAGGCACAGAAAAACUUUUUCAACCGAUUUAGUUGCUAGACCAGGGUCACUUGUCUAAACGCAAGACAACACGAGACCCGUCCAUUUCAAAAUCCUGAAAAUUUGCUGGAAACACCAUUACGAUUAGUCCAGGCGGACGUCUGCUCCCUCCAACUCUCCAUGCUUUACAAUCGACGUGAACAUUGGGCCGAAGGUGGACUGUCUGGCGAGAAAUUUGGUCCAUUAGAUCUUCAUUUGGCAGCGAAUGGUCUUCCGUCUAUCGACCUAACCGGCGGUCACCUGUUUGGAGACAUCCAAGACACUUGGUCGCCGGCGUUCGCUGAUUGGACGCCCACCUCAUCGACGUCAGAUCUAUCCGAAUUCUCCGAGUCACCCACAUUUUCAAAUCACUGGGACCUCACCCUUACAGUUCACGAAUUGGCAUCCCAAACACCAGAGGGGCUACGGGACGCUGCGUCCGUGCCUUCACCUACCCAAGAAAUGAUGUUAAUUCAUACUCAGGGCCGACCGGAUCUUUGCGGAUUAGUUGGACGGAAUGUAAUGCAACAACCGCUCCAACAUCACAGCAUGGCUGCAUUUCCUCCAACAGAUUGGAUUUCAUCGAGCGUAGAGCCCGUCUCGAACAUAAUGGGACACGCACCAAGCAUCCAGUCAUCUUACGCACCGUCAGUUAUGUCUUCGCCAUCACUAGCCUCAGUUCACCAGAGCAGUUUUGACGAUUCAGAAAGCACCAGUCUUCAAGAAUGCUUCGAAGUGGCCAAUGAAUUUAUUAUGAAUCACACUGAUGGGACCAGCAAUACAAACAACUCAGACAAUUGCCUUUCGAUGGAUGUCGAAGAUGCCAGCGCGUUACUUACAGACGCCGCCGAAGCCUUGGCAGCUGCAGCCAUUCCGUUAACUAAUUUUCAAGACAAUUACACGCCAUCUAGAUUCCAGCCGGCAUCGUUUCAACCGAAAGAAGACUCAGUUAAUAAUUUCGGACAUCCGCAUAGUGCUGCCAUCUUGGAGAUGACAGCUUUUCAAGCUGCUGUCCAAUCCGUUCAGGCCCUUCGUCAACGACAGCCAGGACCAUCCAGCAGUAGUUCACUCAUCACGGAUGAUACUGCCCGUAAUCCGCCAUUAAAACGACAAGGACUCGUAUCGGCCACUCACGAUCCGAUUGCUAGACAUGCAGAACCAGCGUCACACCGCAGCGGUGGAUACAUCUGCCAUUACCCUUUAAAUUUGCCAAUCGGAUCUCGGCAUCCGACAGCCAAUGCUAACUUGCAGACGAAUACUCCAAUGGCUUCAACCUCUUUCGCCGUUCCAUCUACGAGCUUUGAGAGAACAGCAACUACGGAAAAAACAAGUCCGGCAUGCUCCGCUAUUGCUGGACGUUCUGAUCCGGCUGCCCGAUCAAAGUCUCCGUCGCAGUUGUGCGCGGUGUGCGGCGAUAACGCCGCUUGCCAACAUUAUGGUGUCAGGACUUGCGAAGGUUGCAAAGGAUUUUUCAAGCGUACAGUGCAAAAAGGAUCGAAAUACGUUUGCUUAGCGGACCGCAAUUGCCCGGUUGACAAGAGGAGACGCAAUCGCUGUCAGUUUUGCCGCUUCCAGAAAUGCUUAUCUGUUGGUAUGGUCAAAGAGGUUGUAAGAACGGACUCUUUAAAAGGUCGCCGAGGACGUUUGCCGUCCAAGCCAAAAUGCUCACAGGAAACGUCUCAUUCGCCGCCGGUUUCCUUAAUUACGGCACUCGUUCGAGCCCACCUCGACACUUCACCUGAAAUGGCUAAUUUUGAUUAUUCCAUGUACGUCGAACAAAGCGGAAACGAGAAGAACCAACUUGCUUCAUCGCAUACUACGGAAGUUCAGGCUGAUCAUAUCCAUCAGUUCUUUGCGCUGCUGACGACUUGCAUCGACGUCAUCAAAGUUUGGGCAGAAAAGAUUCCCGGAUUCUGCGAACUCUGCAAAGAGGACCAGGAGCUCUUGAUUCAGUCGGCCUGCUUGGAAAUCUUUGUCAUCCGGUUUGCCUACAGGAUUCGACCUGGUGACGAGAAGUUUAUCUUUGACAAUGGAGUUGUACUACAUUCAUCACAAUGUAAACCGAGCUUUGGACCGUGGCAUGGUGCCAUCAUCGAGUUUGCUCAUUCACUUCAUUCAAUGGAUAUUGACCUUUCGGCGUUUGCCUGUUUGGUGUCUCUUACACUGAUCACUGAGAGACACGGAUUACGUGACCCGCAAAAGGUGGAGCUACUUCAAAUGAAAAUAAUUUCUUCGCUGCGAGAUCACGUGACAUAUAACCCGGAAGCCCAAAGGAAGCCUCACUAUUUCUCUCGGUUACUGAGCAAGCUGCCAGAACUCCGCUCACUGAGUAUUCAAGGUCUGCAGCGGAUUUUUUAUUUGAAGGUGGAAGAUUUAGCUCCGGCUCCACCUCUAUUGGAAGCCAUUUUUAGCUCUAGUCUACCUUUUUGAUUAUGUUGUCGGCUGAGUGCCAUCACACGCGGAGAGGUUGGGCAGGUCGACCAUGUCUUAUUUCCUUGAGUCUACGUGACACUAGUCGUCCUAUUUCGAUUGGUCACCUGCUGCUUUUAAGGUUUUUAGAAGGUUAUUGGUUUAUUAUCUUUUGUCUGCAUCCAAGGAACAUUUCCUGGUGAAAUGGUGGGAUUCGCAUACAGACAAACGGUCGUACUGACCAACUUAACAUUUUUCGGGAGACUAUUUUUACUUAACAACUUGUCAAGCCUUGAUUGAAGGAACUUGUGUUCAUAAAUCGUUAAAUUAUUCGCUUUCAUAUCAACCACAUCCUCUAAAACGUGUUAUCAAAUCACCAUUGCAACUACAUCGUGUUUUUGGCUCUACUUUGCUACAAUGCAAAGAAGAAACCCAAAACCAUAUUUACUACUUUCAUUCACCAUAUUGUCAUUUCAUUCACUUUUUCUUAUUAAUACCGUUUUAUUUUUUUAAUUGUCUUUUUUCGACAGCUUUAAAUAUUUCCCUAAAAUUUUUACGACAGACCUUUAUUCUUAUACAUUUCAAAAUCCCAAAGUAGAAAAGCUCAGACCAUUUCCCGUUUCGAUGAUAUUCUAACGUGUUAUGUUCAGAGUAUAUUACCUGAACAAUAUUUUAUUACAUCCUUUGCCAAACGCAUCGUCUAGAUCGAAACCUGAGUAUGAUUGCAAAACAUUUAAUUGUAUGCAAUUCACGCUACCAACCAGAUCAAGACGUUUUCAUGAAUAGAUCUCUUUACAUAUUACUUCAUAUUACCUACAAGCAUUUAAUUACAAAUGAGUGUUACGUAGAAUAGUCUAUCAAAUAGUACUAUGUCCUCCAAUAUGUUACUUAAUCCCCUUUUUUAAAUGUUCUCUUUUUAUCCAAAAAUUGGAAUAACUUAUAUUUAUACUCUACAUCCCAUGUGGAUUUAUACUUUUAUACGAUUUAUACUCAAUGUUUUGAGAGGUGAUAUAUCAUGUAUAACAUAACCACCGUCACAGUUUAACUGGAGAACGAGUGUCUAAGUCAGACCCUAUUGGCUUUUUCUUUGUUAACAUUUCAAUAUUAAUGCAAUAUUGCCAAUACAUAACUGACCCCUUUA
Molecule: messenger RNA, 4994 nt
Organism: Daphnia magna
Lineage: Eukaryota; Metazoa; Arthropoda; Branchiopoda; Diplostraca; Daphniidae
Gene: Hr38
Product: nuclear receptor subfamily 4 group A member 2
Exons: 9
Coding region: 1586-3874 (762 amino acids)
Biological process (GO): regulation of transcription by RNA polymerase II; cellular response to corticotropin-releasing hormone stimulus
Cellular component (GO): transcription regulator complex; nucleus
Molecular function (GO): nuclear receptor activity; zinc ion binding; RNA polymerase II cis-regulatory region sequence-specific DNA binding
Source: RefSeq, a predicted model, not a curated record